Phycodurus eques (leafy seadragon) is the source of this 1168-nucleotide messenger RNA. It is a transcript of the gene rfxap, whose product is annotated as regulatory factor X-associated protein. Gene Ontology annotation, cellular component: nucleus. The transcript has 3 exons. Lineage: Eukaryota; Metazoa; Chordata; Actinopteri; Syngnathiformes; Syngnathidae. The record is from RefSeq and is a predicted model, not a curated record. Gene Ontology annotation, biological process: regulation of transcription by RNA polymerase II. Bases 220 to 864 code for a protein of 214 amino acids.
ACCAAGACGACGAAGAAGAGUUGCAUCCCACUUAAUAAUUAGCAGACACCAAACAACUCUCUCGUUAUGUCAUAUUUAUAAACCACAGCCAUCUCUUGUCGGGUAUUUAUGUUAAAAAGCGCGUGAUAUGUUGGCAAACCGCUACUUACACGCUUGACGCUAGUUAGCCACCGCUAGCUUGUUAUUAGCUCAUUUUAGCUUCUUUAGCUUGUGACAAAGAUGAGCGACGACGACGCGUCGAGCCGCAAAGACUCCUCCAAGGCCAUCCUGCUCACCAAGGACGGCCAGCGAUACAUCGUGGGCGACAGCCGCUCGGUGGACAGCCGCGACGUGAUCACGCUCAUCCCCAUGGAGGCCGCCGCCGACCUCAUGGACCUGGACGACGCCGACGAGGAGAGCGACGUGCUGGACGCGUCCGACCCGCGGGACAGCGCCGCCAGCCCGGAGGAGCUGAACGACGACGAGGCGUCGGAGGGCGACGGCGCCGCGCCCAAGCAUUGCACCUACGACGGCUGCACCGAGACCACCACGCAGGUGGCCAAGCAGCGCAAGCCGUGGAUGUGCAAGAAACACCGCAACAAGAUGUACAAGGACAAGUACAAGAAGAAGAAAAGCGACCAGGCCAUGUCCACCAACAAAAUGGAUGACAACUGCGAGGAGCGUCCCGUGUCUGUCAACAAGCAGCGUUUGGGGGCCAUGGGGGACCGGCCAGCCAGACCCUCCCUCAUCGAGCAGGUGCUCAAUCAGAAGAGGCUGUCGCUGCUGAGGAGUCCCGAGGUGAUCCACUUCCUGCAGCAGCAGCAGCACAUCCUGGCGGCGCAGAGUCGAAGCCUGGCACUGCAGCACAACUUUAGCGGAUGCUGACCAUACGCGCACGCGCCUAACAGUCAACCAUUCUAUUAUUUAUUUAUUAUAUUGACAUUUAAGAAAACAGCAAUACAAGCUGCUUUUUUGGGGGGCCUUUUGUUGUUUCCCUUGACUUGAUGAUUUUGUUGUUUGUUGUUGCUGUCAACUGGAGUUUUGUGCUUUGUGGAAAAAGCUCAAAUGUUUCAAGUCUGCUGAUGUUUAAGUUGCACUAACGGAAGAAAAGAAACAAAACAAGGAUGUUUUAUGGUCAACUGCACAAGCUGAGACCACUGUGGCGAAUGAAAUAAAAUCUUUGCAAUUA